Parascedosporium putredinis is the source of this 2625-nucleotide messenger RNA. The record is from the annotation of a GenBank genome assembly. Lineage: Eukaryota; Fungi; Ascomycota; Sordariomycetes; Microascales; Microascaceae.
AUGUGCACGCAAGCCCCACAGUCAAAGUCAAAGAAAGGCGGCAAGGCCUCGCAGUCGUACGCCUCGGAGGGUGUCGAAGACUACGACGUCUUCCUCCUCCCGGUCUCGGACUAUCAGAUCGUUUUUGGCAUCACCAUACUCGCUGCUGUCGUAAGGAUGUUCCGCAUCUACCAGCCCACCAGCGUUGUCUUUGACGAAGUACAUUUCGGCGGCUUCGCGACCAAGUACAUCAAGGGCAAGUUCUUUAUGGACGUGCACCCACCUCUCGCCAAGAUGUUGAUUGCCCUCACGGGCUGGCUCGCUGGCUUCAAGGGUGAUUUCGACUUCAAGGAGAUUGGCAAGGAUUACCUCGAGCCCGGUGUCCCUUACGUUGCUAUGCGCAUGUUCCCUGCUAUCUGCGGCACACUUUUGGCACCUACCAUGUUCCUGACCCUCAAGGCUACCGGCUGUCGGACCAUGACUGCUGUUCUCGGCGCUCUCUUCAUCAUCUUUGAGAAUGGUCUCCUCACCCAAGCCCGCCUCAUUCUUCUCGACUCGCCCCUAGUUCUUGCGACUGGCUUUGCCGCCAUGGCCUUUUCUUCCUUCUGCAACCAGCACGAACAGGGCCCUUCAAAGGCUUUCCAGCUCAGCUGGUGGUUCUGGCUCGCCAUGUCUGGUCUCGGCCUCGGCAUCACCGUCAGCAUCAAGUGGACUGGUCUCUUCACCAUCGCCUGGGUCGGUAGCUUGACCCUACUCCAGCUCUGGCUCCUUCUCGGCGAUACCAAAACCGUCACUGUCCGCCUUUGGUUCAAGCACCUCUUCGCCCGUGCCCUCUGCCUUAUCGUCAUUCCGCUCGCGUUUUACAUGGCCAUGUUCGCCAUCCACUUCCAGAUCCUCCGAAACCCCGGCGAUGGUGACGGUUUCAUGAGUUCCGAGUUUCAAUCGACGCUUAACUCUAAGGGCAUGCACGAUGUUGCCGCGGACGUUUACUUUGGUAGCCGCGUCACUCUACGUCACGUCAACACCCAGGGCGGUUACCUCCACUCCCACCCCUCAUGUAUCCCACGGAACGGUGCUGUCCUUCGUCUCUACCACACCAACACCCAUCGUCGUCUUCAUUCUCACGAUGUCCGUCCUCCCGUCACCGAGGCCGACUGGCAGAAUGAGGUUUCUGCCUAUGGAUAUGAAGGCUUUGAGGGAGAUGCCAACGACUACUUCCGUGUCGAGAUCGUCAAGUCCAAGUCCACUGGUGCCCUGGCCAAGGAGCGCGUCCGCGCCGUCCAGACUAAGUUCAAGCUCGUUCACGUCAUGACGGGUUGCGUCCUCUUCUCUCACAAGGUCAAGCUUCCUGAGUGGGCCUCUGAGCAGCAGGAGGUCACCUGUGCCCGCGGUGGCACUCUCCCCAACUCUCUCUGGCCCGGUUUCCUUGGCAAGUUCAUCGAGCUCCACAAGGUCAUGUGGAGGACUAAUGCUGGCCUCACCGACUCCCACGCCUGGGACUCCCGCCCCGAGUCGUGGCCCAUCCUCCGCCGUGGUAUCAACUUCUGGGGCCGCAAUCACCGCCAAGUCUACCUCAUGGGCAACCCUGUCGUUUGGUAUACUUCGACUCUCGCUAUCGUUGUCUACGUCCUCUUCAAAGGUUUCGCCGUCCUCCGCUGGCAGCGCAGUUGCGGCGAUUACGAGCACGUGCUCUUCAAGCGCUUUGAUUACGAGAUUGGCAGUUCCGUUCUCGGCUGGGCGUUCCACUAUUUCCCCUUCUUCCUCAUGAAGCGCCAGCUGUUCCUUCACCACUACUUCCCUGCCUUGUUCUUUGGUAUCCUAGCCUUUUGCCAGACCUUCGAUUUUGUCACCGCCCGCGCUAUUGUCGGUGCCUCUCGCCCUGGAGCUAAUAACGCCGCCUUCAACAAGGGGGCUGCCGUGUUCUUCCUUGUUCUUUCCGCUAUCGCCUUCGGCUUGUUUUCGCCCCUCGCCUAUGGCAACACGUGGACCAAGUCGGAGUGCAAGCGCGUCAAGCUCUUCACCACAUGGGACUUUGACUGCAACACUUUCCUCGAGGAUUAUGAUGGUUACAAGAACCUUCCCUCUACUAGCGCUAGCUCUGCUCAGCAGACUUCGGCUAAGGGUGGAAAGUCGAAGGGCAAGGGUAAGAAGAAGGCCGUCGCUCCUGUCGUUCCCGCUGAGGAGAUUGCCGACGCUGCCGAGGCCGCCAUCAGCGGUGCGCCUCCCGUAGUGGCCGGUCAGAAGGUCCUCGACCAAGAGGAGCACGUGGAGUAUCGCGAUCAGGACGGCAACCUCCUGGAUAUUGAGCAGGUAAAGGCGCUUGAGGGAAAGGUCGAGUUUAAGACCCGAUAUGAGACGCGUACGCGCCUCGUCGACGAAGCCGGCAACGAGGUCGUCAUUGGCGAGAAUGGCGAGCCGAUCGUGGAUGCCGUCGCCCCUCCUCACCCCGACGACGUGCCUAGCAAGGAUGGCGAGGCUGAGGCCAAGGCCAGCUCCGCCAAACCUGCCAGCGAGGGCGGUAAUGAGGCUACAGGCCAAGAAAAGGCUGUAGCACAGGAGGACGAGCCUGUGGUUGACGAGGCGUCAGCGGCCGCUGAACCCGUCCCGGCGGAGCAGGACAAGGUCGCGGACAAGCCCGCUGCUUAA